GAUAUCAAAGUUUAGUGUCAUGUCAAAUUUUUGACGUUUUUAAUGUGAAUGUGGUUGAUAUUGUGUUAUUAUUACAAUACUUCCUGUGAGAAAUAAUUGCAAUUGUUGUUUUUACAUUAAAUUAAACCAAUUUAAAAUGCCUUCCAAACAGAGAAAAAUAGCUAUGAUGGGUUACCGAUCAGUUGGUAAAUCUUCUCUUAUUAUUCAAUUUGUGGAGGGACAGUUCGUUGACUCUUAUGACCCUACAAUUGAAAACACGUUUACAAAGUUUAUUCGGCUAAAUUCAACAGAAUAUGAAGUGAAACUGGUAGAUACAGCUGGCCAAGAUGAAUAUAGUAUUUUUCCCUUGCAAUACAGUAUGGACUUCCAUGGCUAUGUAUUGGUGUACUCCAUCACCUCCAGCAAAAGCUUUCAAAUAGUGCAAAUAAUUUAUGAUAAGUUACUUGAUAUGGUUGGAAAAAUACAUGUACCUAUAGUGCUAGUUGGAAAUAAAACAGAUCUUCAUUUAGAAAGAAAGAUAAGUACAGAAGAGGGUAAAAGGCUUGCUGAAAAAUGGAAAGCAGCAUUUGUUGAAACAAGUGCGAAACGAAAUGAGUCUGUUACUGAUAUGUUCCAUGCAAUGUUGUCAGAAAUCGAAAGAUCAGAUGGUCAUAUACAAGAAAAGAAUGGGUGUAUUAUAUCUUAAUAAAAUGCAAUGCUUACGAACUGUGCUUCUACUUAAGUAAAAGUGAUUUAAACAUAAUUAAGUUUGUGCACGGCUAUUGUGGUUGCUGCAAGUGAAAUAUAUUUCUAAAAACCUUUAUGGUACCUUCAAAUGAAUGACGAUAAUAUUAUUGUUUGAUGUGUUAAUUUAUGUAAUUUUUGAUAUAAGAUGAAUGUAAGGUGAUGUUACUUGUUUGAUUUUCAAGCAAAUUUCUUUUGAAAUACUUUUGUACAACUUUACUCACUUUUAUUCUUGUUUUUUAUAUUUCAUAUUCAUGUGACGUUUGUUUCUUUGAUGGAUAUUAUUGAUAGAUGUGUUAAAUUAAGUGUUCAUAAUAAUUACUAAUUUAAAGGUACCAUGAGGCUGUAUGUGCAAUUGUGGUGAAUUGUGCUGAAUAAAAUGAUGCAUUGCUUUUACGCAAUGUUUUCAAACUGCAUCAUUUUAUCCAGCACAUAAGCAGCUAAAUGCAAGAUGCUUUAAGAGUGUUAGUUUUAGUAUGCCUUGAAAAGGCUUACCUCAGUGGAUAUUCCACUAAUGCACAUAAUAUAUUGAGCAAUGUACAUGUUUAAAUUUAAAAUGUUUUAGGGUAUAUGAAUCAAUACAGUAACAAUAAAAUUAUAGAUUUGUUGUCAAAAUAGUAAAUAUAUCUCUUCUAUAUUCCGAAAAUAUAAAUAGACUGUAGAAGAGAUGUAAAAGUGAUCUUGCUAGAGUGUAUAAUAAUUUCAUUGAAAAAUGCUACUACUAAGAAAUUGAAGUACUUAUGGUAAAUUUCAGGGCAUUUUUAAGUCAUUACAUUUUUACAUUUAGUAAAGAACAAAUUCAAUUUAGUAAUAUGCAAUAAAAUAUUUUGUAUCAUGUAUAAAUAUUUAGAAGUCUCGAUAGCUAAGCUAGGCAUUCAAUUUACGAUAGUUUAAAUUUAAAGGCCCCUACGCAUUAAGCGGUUGUAGAACGGUCGCGACCGCCUGUUUUGUAUAGAUCACGUGGGCAUUUGCUACGUUUAGAGUUUGCGUUUUGAAUCUUGGAACAACCAAUUUCUUGUAGAUAGUUUCAGUGCGCAAUCCGCGGCUGCCCGCAACCAAGUCAGCAUUUGCUUAAUGCGUACACGCGCCAUGCUUGGUGUUCUUACGUUAGUUCCCUUAAUUAUAUUUUCAAAAUGAAUCACCAAUAUUUAACAUAUACGGCAAUAACUUUCGAUUCGUAAUUUU
Messenger RNA from Papilio xuthus (Asian swallowtail), 1908 nucleotides. RefSeq names its product Ras homolog enriched in brain (gene Rheb). The coding region runs from base 137 to 685 and encodes 182 amino acids. The record is from RefSeq and is a predicted model, not a curated record. Gene Ontology annotation, biological process: signal transduction. Lineage: Eukaryota; Metazoa; Arthropoda; Insecta; Lepidoptera; Papilionidae. Gene Ontology annotation, cellular component: membrane. The transcript has 5 exons. Gene Ontology annotation, molecular function: GTPase activity; GTP binding.